AUGACCUCGCUUGCACGAAACUCGUCCGGGGGACCAGGCUGCGGUAGUCCAAACAAAAAUAACUUUGGUAUACGGAACCCCACGAAGAUGCACUUCCAACCAUCUUCCGUGCCCAACGGGCCACGAUCUUACCAGAACAAUGGAGGUGCUCGGAACAACCGAGGCAACUACAACCACAAUGGCAAUGCCAACUCCAACAACCAAUGGAGCCCUCGCAAUGCCAAUGCCAAUGGCAAUGGCCCAUCUCCUGUGCCCAAUGGGCCACGAGCUUACCAGAACAACGGAGGUUCUUGGAACAACCGAGGCAAUAACAAUUACAACGGCAACGCCAACAACCAAUGGAGCUCUCGCAAUGGCAACCCUCGCAAUGGCAAUCCCAAUGGCACCCACGAUUACAACAACCAGCGAGACACCUCUCGCGACGGGUUCGGCAACGAGAACAACCAGCGGAGCUCCAACUACAAGGGAAAGAACUUCAACCCCAACUACAAGGGGAAGAAUUACAACCCGAGCUUCUCUCGUCCUGCCCAGGCAAAUGUUGGCCAGGCUCGAAAUGGCAAUCGGAGACGUCUAGCCUACCGCAACCAGAACGAAAAUUACAACCUCGACAUUCACCCAUCAAACAUUGAUGUUCAGAUGGACGAUGCACCAUCCGAUGAACCAAAUGACAUCGAGAUGCCCGACGCUCCAGCUCUUCCCGAUCCAGUGCUCCCUGAUCCAGUGAGUUAUCUCUGGGAAGCGGCACAUGGGCUGCAACAUGCACUAACUUCUUUACAGAGAAUCAAAGCCCUCGCUCUGGGUGCUGUUGCAAUCAAGGAAAUGGCCGAGAGCAUGCUCAGACUAGCUAGCGAAUUGGAUCCUAGCUUCGUCCCCAACUGA
Penicillium psychrosexuale is the source of this 879-nucleotide messenger RNA. RefSeq lists its product as uncharacterized. NCBI's taxonomy places the organism in Eukaryota, Fungi, Ascomycota, Eurotiomycetes, Eurotiales, Aspergillaceae. The transcript has 4 exons. The record is from RefSeq and is a predicted model, not a curated record. Bases 1 to 879 code for a protein of 292 amino acids.